Molecule: messenger RNA, 1548 nt
Organism: Tilletiopsis washingtonensis
Lineage: Eukaryota; Fungi; Basidiomycota; Exobasidiomycetes; Entylomatales
Product: thioredoxin-domain-containing protein
Exons: 4
Coding region: 293-1429 (378 amino acids)
Biological process (GO): protein folding
Cellular component (GO): endoplasmic reticulum
Molecular function (GO): protein disulfide isomerase activity
Source: RefSeq, a predicted model, not a curated record
CCUCCCCCCUCCCCCCUCCCUCUCCCCAACGCCUGAUAGCCGCCCCCCGAGAAGGAGGAGCAGCAAGCAAGCAGCCACCCAGGCGAAGAAGCGCUCACGCUUACGGCAGAGGCUGCUUCGGGCGCAGCGCGCGCGCGGUGCCGGCCGGCUUCCCGGCCGAGUCGCUCUUUCUCGCGUGGUGGUGGCGCUGCGCACGGGCGUGUUUGCCACGAUCUGGCGCCCUUGUUGCGCCUCUCUCUCUCUGUUCCCUUGCACCACCACCACCCCUCUCAGUUGCAUCGAAUUCCUCGUCAUGCAGCUCCCCUCUCUCCUCAUCCCGCUCGCCGCGGCCCUUCUCGGCGCCCUUUCGUGCGCACCGCACGUCGCGGCAAAGGCGCAGCCGGGCGUGCUGGAUCUGACAAAGGAGGCCGACUUCAACAAGCAUGUGGGCAAGGACUCGCCAGCGCUCGUCGAGUUCUUUGCGCCGUGGUGUGGACACUGCAAGAAGCUGGCUCCCAUCUACGCCCAGCUCGCCUCUUCCUUCUCCUCUUCCGCCUCGGGCAGCAGCGCGGCCGUGCACAUCGCCAGCGUGGAUGCCGAUGCCAACCGCGCGCUCGGCGCGCGCUUCGACAUUAAAGGCUACCCGACGCUCAAGUGGUUCGCCGCCGGCUCGCUCGCGGGCGAGGAGUAUCGCGGCGCACGAGACCUCGAGAGUCUCAGGCGCUUCGUCGCAGACAAGAUUGGCGCAAAGGGGGAGAAGAAGAGGCAAGAUACGCGCACGGUGGCGGUGCAGCUGAGCAACGGCAACUUUGAUAAGGUGGUGCUGGAUCAGACUAAGCAUCGCUUGUGCGUCGUGGCGCAACUGGACGCCGACAAUGCGCUGCACAAGACGUAUGGGCAGCAGUACGGCAUUUCCAGCUACCCCACCAUCCUCUUCUUCCCCAAGGGCAGCUCCACGCCGAAGCCCUACACGGGCGCACGCUCCGAAGAGGCGCUGCUCAACUUUCUCAACGACAACUGUCAGACGUUCCGCAAGGCCGGCGGUCUGCUUUCCGAAAUGGCAGGCCGCAUGCCAUCUCUUGACCGCCUCGCCGCCCUCUUUUUCAACGGCGCCCACGACGACGCCAGGGCCUCGGUGCUCGCCGAGACCAAGGAGUACGUGGCGCGCAUGAGCCAGAGCGUCAAUGCCACAGAGGCAAAGAAUGCGGCGGCAAAGUACUAUGUGCGCGUCAUGGACAAGCUCCUAGAGACGCCAGAGUACGUCGAAAAGGAGACGAAACGCCUCGAGGCGCUCCUGGCCAAGCACGCAGAGGGCGUGGCGCACCUGGCCGCAACGAAGGUCGACGAGCUGACGCGCAAGAAGAACGUGCUCGCUAGCUUUCGCAAGAUGUCGCAGGAGUACAUGGAGCGCCUGCACGAGGCGGGCAAGAAGAGACACGAGGAGCUCUGAGGCGCCUGUCAGGCCGCGCUUAUCUCCCCCUCGCUCCUCUCCCUCCCCUUCUCCCCUCUCUCUUCUCCUCCUCCAACUCUACUUGUCGCACUCAAAAUGACAUCACACAUGCGCCCGCG